Molecule: messenger RNA, 444 nt
Organism: Trichomycterus rosablanca
Lineage: Eukaryota; Metazoa; Chordata; Actinopteri; Siluriformes; Trichomycteridae
Product: antimicrobial peptide NK-lysin-like
Exons: 5
Coding region: 1-444 (147 amino acids)
Biological process (GO): defense response to bacterium; lipid metabolic process
Source: RefSeq, a predicted model, not a curated record
AUGUUCCGAAACCUUCUAAUUGCUUCUUUUCUCAUGGGCACAGUAUGUGCUAUUCACCUGGAAUACCUGAGCAUUGACUCUGCUGAGGAAGUUCUUGAUGAGAGUUUGGGUACUGUUGAUGAGGCAGAGGAUCUGCCGAUGCCUAGUGCACAGCUUCCUGGUGUGUGCUGGGCAUGCAAGUGGGCCAUGAAUAAAUUGAAAAAUCGAAUUAGCAAAGGUGCAAGUGUGGAUGAAAUAAAAAGCCAGUUGCUUGAGGUCUGCAAUCAAAUCGGCUUUCUGAAGGGUAUUUGUAGGAAAAUUAUUCAUAAAUACUUGGAUGUUUUGAUUGAGGAACUUUCUACUUCUGACGAUCCAAAAAACAUCUGUAUUAAUGUUGGUAUUUGCAAGUCCGUGGUCAUGAUGAAAUUCAUUCAGGAUUUCCCACAAACCCUCAAGAAUCUUUAA